UCUCGCCUCUAGAAAAAACUAGAAGUGAUUGCUCUAUCCCGGAAAAUCACACGACACUCGUAUUGGCUAGUAUGAUGCUGGUUUUUAAAACUACAAGAAAGUUUUAUUUUGAUAUUUUGAACUUCAAUUUUUUUGUCUACAAGUUAUAACAGAAAGUGGACGAUAAUAAUUCUACAAAUUCAUGACCAAAACAAUAAAUUUGAAGUGUGAGAACCAAAUUCAGAAUAGUAAGAUUUUUUUUAUGUGUAUCUUGAUUAGGAGAACCCAAUAAAAGGAUUUUUUUAGUAUGCUCAUGCAAGCACUAAUAUCACACGUGUGGGUGGUGGUAAUGUGCAUGCUUGAGCUAGGUCUUUGUUUGUUAGUCUGUUGAAAGAUGUUAACAGCCGAUUAUAUGCCUUAUCUACUCUCUCAUCAAUCCAUUCUAUUGAUUAGAUGCAUCACCUCGUACAUCUUUUCCAAAUCAACACGACAACAAUACACGGUUUGAUACAUUGUUAAGCAUAUUAUUCAUAGAAUCUUGAACCUUUUUCUUUAUUAUAUAGAUCUCAACAAGACCCUCCAAAAAUAUAUAUAUCAACCCCCUAGUAGUUAGUUGUAUAAUCUUUUAUAUUUAUGAACUUGUUCUUUUGUAACAUUAUGAGCGUGAAAACUGGAUGUGAUUGCGGUUGAAAGACCCCAUAUAUAUAUAUAUAUAUAUUAAUUAGAGUCUUACCCAUUACAAAAAGUUUAUCCCUUUAGUUGUUAUCCCGAGCGUUCCUCCAACAGAUGAAUAAAUAAAUAGAAAAGAGAAGGGUACAUUUACACAAAUUGGAAUUGAAUCAUGGCCCUUGUCUCCUCUAAAUUAACUAUGGUCCUACUAUUACGCACUCGAACCUCAUGAUCAGAUUGUGCCAUGUCAAGGUGUAUUAGAGCAUGAUUAGUGAUGGAGGGUGAUCUCAGCCAUUGGAUGGUUUCACAUCAAGAUAAAAACCACUCCUAAUGAUCGACCAUGAUUGAGAGACCCCAAAUGGUUGGUGAUGAGUCAAUGAAUUAGAAUAUGGAGAAAGAAAGAAAAAAAGUGUGUCAAUUGCCAAACCUCAUGGGACAGGGCUAGACCCCACACUAAAUGCAGUGAUCAUGCAUUCACUAACUUUGUAAAGGAGUCUUAACACAUCUUCCUUGCUUCCACUUUCCAGCCACUUCAGAACCCCAAAUAGAGACCCCUCACCAAUAUCAUGUCGUUUGAUUUCCCUCAUCUGUCGUUCUCAUACAUAACUGACCUUUCAUCCAUUUCUCCCUCUCAUUCUUGAGAAGUGAGAACUAGAAACCAUUACAAUAGAACAUGAAAGGAAUGAAGGGGAAGCUCCUUAAGAAACUAAAAACCAUACAAGCAAUAGGUACUCUGAGACAAGGCCUAGUCUUUCAUCAAUUGAAUCCCACUACAGAAAAGUUCCCUACUACUUGGAAGUGUGCUCAAACGACAUCAACUCCAGGAGAAGAAGAUAUCCAGAAGGAGAGUUUCUCAGAGCUACUAAAUAUUGGGUUGUCCACUAAACGUUUCAAAGAUCUUAACCAUGAAAGUUUGGAAGCUGAGUUCAGUGUUGGUGACAAGGAGACUCUUUCAUCCUCCAUGAAGUUAAACGACAGUGUUUUUGCCAAGGAGAUGGAAAAAGACUUGUCAGAUGAUCAAGUAGUAGGUAAUAAUAUUGUUAAUGAGGUUGAUUGUGAUUACGAUGAUGAUGAUGAUGGAAUAAACUCAUCAUUACUAGAUUUUGAAGAGAAGUGUCCACCAGAUGGGAAUGACAAGGUUAUACUAUACACAACAAGCUUAAGAGGAAUAAGAAAGACGUUUGAAGAUUGUAGUGCUAUAAAAUUCUUGUUGGAGAGUUUAAAGGUAUUGUUUUGUGAAAGGGAUGUGUCGUUGCACCAGGAAUACAGGGAAGAAUUAUGGAGUAUACUAGGAGGUAGAGUUGUCCCUCCAAGGCUUUUCAUCAAGGGAAGGUACAUUGGAGGAGCUGACGAAGUAGUGGGAGUGCUUCAUGAGCAAGGAAAGCUAAGGAAGCUCUUGGAAGGUAUCCCACUUGUCCCGGCCCAUUCCCCAUGCCCUGGCUGCGCCAACGUGCGAUUUUCUGUGUGCUUCAACUGCAAUGGCAGCCGGAAGGUCUUGCCAGAAGGUGAUCAAAGUGAUGAAGAGUUGCACUACAUUAGAUGUCCAGAGUGUAAUGAAAAUGGAUUGGUUAAAUGCCCCAUCUGCUUCUAGUGUUCUUGGAUGAUCAUGUACUUAAACAACAUUAUGCUGUAUUAAUGUGAUGUAAGGAUCAUGUCAAAGAGUAGAAAAGCGUAUGUUUAUUUAUUUACUAUGUGACAAUAUAUGUUUAGCUUAUCAUAUAGUUAUCAAUGCUUAUUGCUCCCGUAUUAAGAAUAUCAAAUGUGAAUGUAAUAGAGAGUUUCAAUAAUGUUUGAAGUUUCUUUUUUUAA
This is a messenger RNA of Humulus lupulus (European hop), 2457 nucleotides long. RefSeq lists its product as uncharacterized. The record is from RefSeq and is a predicted model, not a curated record. NCBI's taxonomy places the organism in Eukaryota, Viridiplantae, Streptophyta, Magnoliopsida, Rosales, Cannabaceae. The transcript has a single exon. Bases 1322 to 2239 code for a protein of 305 amino acids.